This is a messenger RNA of Ylistrum balloti, 7896 nucleotides long. RefSeq names its product mucin-2-like. The record is from RefSeq and is a predicted model, not a curated record. NCBI's taxonomy places the organism in Eukaryota, Metazoa, Mollusca, Bivalvia, Pectinida, Pectinidae. The coding region runs from base 1 to 7896 and encodes 2631 amino acids. The transcript is spliced from 8 exons.
AUGUCGCAACAACACUACAUCUACUACGACUCCGACAACCACACCUACCACUACUCCGGCAACCACACCUACUACCACUCCGACAGCUACAACUACCACCACUCCGACAACCACACCUACUACCACUCCGACAACCACACCUACUACCACUCCGACAACCACACCUACCACAACUCCGACAACCACACCUACUACUACUCCGACAACCACACCUACUACCACUCCGACAACCACCUCUACUACCAUUCCGACAACUACAUCUACCACCACUCCGGCAACCACACCUACCACUACUCAGACAACAACACCUACCACUACUCCGACAACUACACCUACUACUACUCCGACAACUGCCGACAACCACACCUACUACUAAUCCGACAACCACACCUACUACUACUCCGGCAACCACACCUACUACCACUCCGACACCAACACCUACUACUACAACGACAACAACACCAACUACCUACUACUACUCCGACAACCACACCUACUACCACACCGACAACUACACCUACUACUACUCCGACAACCACACCUACUACCACACCGACAACUACACCUACUACUACUCCGACAACUACACCUACUACUACUUCGACAACCACACCUACUACUACUCCGACAACCACACCUACCACCUACCACUACUCUCCGACAACCACACCUACUACCACUCCGACAACUACACCUACUACUACUCCGACAACUACACCCACUACUACUCCGACAACCACACCUACUACUACUCCGACAACCACACCAACUACCACACCGACAACCACACUUACUACUACUCCGACAACCACACCUACUACUACACCGACAACUACACCUACUACCACUCCGACAACCACACCUACUACUACUCCGACAACCACACCUACUACCACACCGACAACUACACCUACUACUACUCCGACAACUACACCUACUACUACUCCGACAACCACACCUACUACUACUCCGACAACUACACCUACUACUACUCCGACAACCACACCUACUACUACUCCGACAACUACACCUACUACCACUCCGACAACAACACCUACUACUACUCCGACAACUACACCUACUACUACUACAACGACAACUACACCUACUACCACACCGACACCAACACCUACUACUACAACGACAACCACACCUACGACCACUCCGACAACAACAAACACUACCACUCCGACAACCACACCUACUACCACUCCGACAACCACACCUACUACCACUCCGACAACCACACCUACUACUACACCGACAACUACACCUACUACCACUCCGACAACCACACCAACUACUACUCUGACAACUACCUCUACUUCUAAUCCGACAACCACACCUACUACCACUCCGACAACUACACCUACUACUACUUCGAUAACUACGCCUACUACUACUGCGACAACCACACUUACUACUGCUCCGACAACAACACCUACUACUAUACCAACAACUACACCUACUACCACUCCGACAACCACACCUUCUACCACUACAACAACCACACCUACUACUACUACAACACACCUACUCCGGCAACCACACCUACUACCACUCCGACAACCACACCUACUACCACUCCGACAACAACAACUACUACUACUCCGGCAACCACACCUACUACCACUCCGACAACCACACCUACUACUAAUCCGACAACCACACCUACUACUACUCCGGCAACCACACCUACUACCAUUCCGACAACUACAUCUACCACCACUCCGGCAACCACACCUACCACUACUCAGACAACAACACCUACCACUACUCCGACAACUACACCUACUACUACUCCGACAACUACACCUACUACUACUCCGCCAACUGCAUCUACUACCACUCCGACAACUACACCUACCACUACUCCGACAACCACACCUACCACAACUCCGGCAACCACACCAACUACUACUCAGACAACCACACCUACUACUAUUCCGAACACACCUACACUAUUCUACAACCACACCUCCUACUACACCGACAACCACACCUACUACCACUCCGACAACUACACCUACCACUACUCCGACAACCACACCUACCACAACUCCGGCAACCACACCAACUACUACUCAGACAACCACACCUACUACUAUUCCGACAACAACACCUACUACUACUCCGACAACCACACCUACUACCACUACGACAACUACACCUACUACUACUCCGACAACCACCUCUACUACUACUCCGACAACUACACCUACUACCACUCAGACAACAACACCUACUACUACUCCGACAACUACACCUACUACCACUACGACAACUACACCUACUACUACUCCGACACCAACACAUACUACUACAAUGACAACAACACCUACUACCACUACUCCGACAACCACACCUACUACCACUCCGACAACCACACCUACUACCACUCCGACAACUACACCUACUACCACUCCGACAACUACACCUACUACUACUCCGACAACUACACCUACUACUACUCCGACAACUACACCUACUACCACUCCGACAACAACACCUACUACUACUCCGACAACAACACCUACUACUAUACCGACAACUACACCUACUACCACUCCGACAACCACACCUACUACCACUCCGACAACCACACCUACUACUUCUCCGACAACUACACCUACUACUACUCCGACAACCACACCUACUACCAUUCCUACAACUACACGUACUACUACUCCGACAACCACACUAACUACCACUCCGACAACCACACCUACUACUACUCCGACAACUACACCUACGACAACCACACCUACUACCACUCCGACAACUACACCUACUACUACAACGACAACAACACCUACUACCACUCCGACAACUACACCUACUACAACUCCGACGACCACACCUACUACCACUACUCCGACCACCACACCUACUACUACUCCUACAACUACACCUACUACUACAACGACAACAACACCUACUACCACUCCGACAACUACACCUACUACAACUCCGACGACCACACCUACUACCACUACUCCGACAACCACACCUACUACCAUUCCUACAACUACACGUACUACUACUCCGACAACCACACUAACUACCACUCCGACAACUACACCUACUACUACUGCGACAACUACACCUACUACCACUCCGACAACAACACCUACUACUACCCCGACAACAACACCUACUACUAUACCGACAACUACACCUACUACCACUCCGACAACUAAACCUACUACUACUCCGAUAACCACACCUACUACCAUUCCUACAACUACACCAACUUCUACUCCGACAACCACACUAACUACCACUCCGACAACCACACCUACUACCACUACUCCGACAACAACACAUACUACUAUACCGACAACUACACCUACUACCACUCCGACAACUACACCUACUACUAUACCGACAACCACACCUACUACUACUCCGACAACCACACCUACCACCACUACGACAACCACACCUACUACCACUCCGACAACUACACCUACAACCACUCCGACAACCACACCUACUACUACUCCGACAACCACACCUACUACCACUCCGACACCAACACCUACUACUACUCCGACAACAACACCUACUACCACUACUCCGACAACCACACCUACUACUACUCCGACAACCACACUUACUACUACUCCGUCAACUACACCUACUACCACUCCGACAACUACACCUACUACUACUCCGACGACCACACCUACCACCACUACUCCGACAACCACACCUACUACUACUCCGGCAACCACACCAACUACUACUCAGACAACCACACCUACUACCACUCCGACAACCACACCUACUACCACUCCGACAACUACACCUACUACCACUCCGACAACCACACCUACGACAACCACACCUACUACUACUCCGACAACCACACCUACUACCACUCCGACAACCACACCUACUACCACUCCGACAACUACACCUACCACUACUCCGACAACCACACCUACUACCACUACUCCGACAACAACACCUACUACCACUCCGACAACCACACCUACUACCACUCCGACAACCACACCUACUACCACUCCGACAACUACACCUACUACCACUCCGACAACUACACUUACUACUACUCCGACAACUACACCUACUACUACUGAGACAACUACACCUACUACCACUCCGACAACAACACCUACUACUACUCCGACAACAACACCUAUUACUAUACCGACAACUACACCUACUACUAUACCGACAACUACACCUACUACCACUCCGACAACCACACCUACUACCACUCCGACAACCACACCUACUACUUCUCCGACAACCACACCUACUACCAUUCAGACAACAACACCUACUACCACUCCGACAACCACACCUACUACCACUACUCCGACAACAACACAAACUACUAUACCGACAACUACACCUACUACCACUCCGACAACUAAACCUACUACCACUCCGACAACUACACCUACUACUAUACCGACAACUACACCUACUACUACUCCGACAACCACACCUACUACCACUCCGACAACCACACCUACUACCACUCCGACAAAUACACCUACCACUACUCUGACAACCACACCUACUACCACUCCGACAACCACACCUACUACCACUCCGACAAAUACACCUACCACUACUCUGACAACAACACCUACUACCACUCCGACAACCACACCUACUCCGACAACUACACCAACAACCACUCCGACAACCACACCUACUACCACUCCGACAACCACACCUACUACUACUCCGACAACCACACUAACUACUACUCCGACAACCACACCUACUACUACUCCGACAACUACACCUACAACCACUCCGACAACCACACCUACUACCACUCCGACAACUACACCUACUACCACUCCGACAACCACACUUGCAACCACUCCGACAACUACACCUACUACCACUCCGACAAAUUCACCUACUUUUACUCCGACAUCUACAUCUACUCCAACAUCUACUCCGACAUCUAUAUCUACUCCAACAUCUACAUCUACUACAACAUCUACAUCUACUCAAACAUCUACUCCAACAUCAACAUCUACUCCAAAAUCUGCAUCUACUCCGACAUCUACAUCUACCCAAACAUCUACUCCAACAUCAACAUCUACUCCAACAUCUGCAUCUACUCCGACAUCUACAUCUACUCCAACAUCUACAUCUACUCUAACAUCUACUCCAACAUCUACAUCUACUCAAACAUCUACUCCGACAUCUACUUCUACUCCAACAUCUACAUCUACUCCAACAUCUACAUCUACUCCAACAUCUACAUCUACUCCAAUAUCUACAUCUACUCCAACAUCUGCAUCUACUCAAACAUCUACUCCGACAUCUACAUCUACUACAACAUCUACAUCUACUCCAAAAUCUACUCCGACAUCUACAUCUACUCCAACAUCUACUCCGACAUCUACAUCUACUCCAACAUCUACUCCGACAUCUACAUCUACUACAACAUCUACUCCGACAUCUACAUCUACUACAACAUAUACAUCUACUCCAAAAUCUACUCCGACAUUUACAUCUACUCCAACAUCUACUCCGACAUCUACAUCUACUACAACAUCUACUCCGACAUCUACUUCUACUCCAACAUCUGCAUCUACUCCGACAUCUACAUCUACUCCAACAUCUACAUCUACUCUAACAUCUACUCCAACAUCAACAUCUACUCAAACAUCUACUCCGACAUCUACUUCUACUCCAACAUCUACAUCUACUCCAAUAUCUACAUCUACUCCAAAAUCUACUCCGACAUCUACAUCUACUACAACAUCUACAUCUACUCCAAAAUCUACUCCGACAUCUACAUCUACUACAACAUCUACUCCGACAUCUACAUCUACUCCAACAUUUACUCCGACAUCUACAUCUACUCCAACAUCUGCAUCUACUCCGACAUCUACAUCUACUCCAACAUCUACAUCUACUCUAACAUCUACUCCAACACCUUCAUCUACUCUAACAUCUACUCCGACAUCAACAUCUACUCUAACAUCUACUCCAACAUCUACAUCUACUCCAACAUCUACUCCGACAUCUACAUCUACUCCAACACCUGCAUCUACUCCAAAAUCUACUCCGACAUCUACAUCUACUACAACAUCUACAUCUACUCCAAGAUAUACUCCGACAUUUACAUCUACUACAACAUCUACUCCGACAUCUACAUCUACUCCAACAUCUACUCCGACAUCUACGUCUACUACAACAUCUACUCCGACAUCUACAUCUACUCCAACAUCUACAUCUACUCUAACAUCUACUCCAACAUCUACAUCUACUCAAACAUCUACUCCGACAUCUACUUCUACUCCAACAUCUACAUCUACUCCAAUAUCUACAUCUACUCCAACAUCUACUCCGACAUCUACAUCUACUCCAACACCUGCAUCUACUCAAACAUCUACUCCGACAUCUACAUCUACUACAACAUCUACAUCUACUACAACAUCUACAUCUACUCCAAAAUCUACUCCGACAUCUACAUCUACUCCGACAUCUACAUCUACUACAACAUCUACAUCUACUCCAAAAUCUACUCCGACAUCUACAUCUACUACAACAUCUACAUCUACAUCUACUCCAACAUCUACUCCGACAUCUACAUCUACUACAACAUCUACUCCGACAUCUACUUCUACUUCAACAUCUGCAUCUACUCCGACAUCUACAUCUACUCUAACAUCUACUCCAACAUCAACAUCUACUCAAACAUCUACUCCGACAUCUACUUCUACUCCAACAUCUACAUCUACUCCAAUAUCUACAUCUACUCCAACACCUGCAUCUACUCAAACAUCUACUCCGACAUCUACAUCUACUCCAACAUCUACUCCAACAUCAACAUCUACUUCGCCAACCACACCUACUACCACUCCGACAACUACACCUACUACUACUCCAACAACUACUGACAACGUUACAACUACAUCUAGUACUAAUACAUCGCCUGUCACAUCUACUGUUUCAUCAUCAGCCUCAUCUAAACACACAUCCGCAGUGACAUCUCUAAGCACUACAACACAUGUUCCAACAACCACGGACAUUACUGAGACGGUAGUGCCGAUCGAUGAAAUCGUCCUUGCAGUGACCUUGACGGUCGUGGUGGACAUGCCAUUUGAAAAAGACCUGGAACAGAAAGGUACUUCUCUCUACAAAGCGUAUGAGGAUGGAUUCCGUAAAAUGUUAAAUGAUCUAUAUAGCGAAACAAAGGGAUUUUACAGAGUGACGAUUAUCGGAUUCAGAUGUAACCCGAACACCAUGUUCGAGUAUUACAGUGAGGAAUGUCAGAAGUUUGGUGACAUCGCCAACAUCAUGGCGUUGGCCGGAGGGCUUGGAGGGGCAGUUAUCGUGAUAAUCGCGGUGAUCGUAUAUAUGCAUAAGAGAAAAAGCACGGAAAAAGGAACGUCAAACAAAAAUAUCCCUGGAUAUGGAAGUGAAUUCAGCAUGCCGACAAAAGUGAAAAAGUGGAAAGCCAACAGAGCGUAUAAUGUUGGAGAUAGCUCUGAACGGGAACAACGAAUGCCCAGGGACCUGAUAUGGAAUAGUUCCGAACAGGACCGUCCGGGUGGAUACUAUAACGGUUGGGAAAGUGUCAGUGAAUACCCAGCUGUGCCGUCGCGCAUGUACAUGCCAAUGUCAGCAAGUCAUUCACCACGUGACUAUCAUUCAUCCGCGACGCACGACCGAAGAACUUCACGAUACUCCGAGCCUGGCGACGCGUACAGAUCACUCGACACAGAAAACGAGUUUUCAUUCACAUUUGAACGAUCCAUCCAUGAUCUUACCUGGCCCGAACAGUCGGCCCUUGCGUAUCGUUAUCGUAUCGCAUUGAACUCGACUUUUUCACUUUUUAAGAUUCCUCCACGAAAUAUUGCCCUUUGCCCGACCUGGUCAAACUUUUGA